AGAGCUGAGGAGGCAGGAGCCAGGGCCAGGAUAUUCGCCCUUCUUUGCACCCUAACAGGAUACCAGCAGGAUAUCACCUGCAAUUCAUCUCUAAGGGAUGAACAAUCAAUACAUCCGCCGGGAAGUCUUCUGCUGUGAGACCUGUGAUGAACUCAAAAGCUUCUGGGAAAAGGAAAUUAGCAAGCAGACUUGUUACCGAGAACUGGAGGAGGAUCGCCAGGAGAGAAGUGCCCUGAGAAAGCUGCGAGAAGAAUGGAAGCAGAGACUGGAGAAGAGGCUGAGGAUGCUGGACAAUCCCGAUGACAAGGGGAAGCAGGUGAACCCCUCGGACUGAGAGCUUCUGGCAAGCCACCAAGGGCAUUUUCCAGGAGAAAAAAUUUUAAAAAUAUAUGUCGACUUACUAAGCAGGACAUUCCCCGCUUACUCUCCCAUUUGAGAUGGGAUUUACAUGUGAAGCCUCCCCCAGUGCUAAUGGGAGCUGUUAUCCAACUCAAUCCUGUGCAAACAGAGAACAGGGUGACCCUGGAUUAGUAUAAAAAGCUCUUGGAGUUCUCACCCCCUCCCCCCAGUUUUCAAAGACUCCAGUUUUCAAAGACCCACAAUCUGGUUCCCCAUUCUCCCUCUUUGAAAUCUGAGUGUUUUCUCCGAGCUUACUUAAGGCAACGUCUUUGAUGGAAUCUGGCUUCCUCACAUCCAGAAAUUGGUCACAAAUCCUGAUCCCUUUCCCCCUUUCUUGUGCAUAC
This is a messenger RNA of Nannospalax galili (Upper Galilee mountains blind mole rat), 743 nucleotides long. RefSeq names its product protein FAM240B-like. The transcript has 3 exons. The coding region runs from base 98 to 334 and encodes 78 amino acids. NCBI's taxonomy places the organism in Eukaryota, Metazoa, Chordata, Mammalia, Rodentia, Spalacidae. The record is from RefSeq and is a predicted model, not a curated record.